AUGAGGACUUCUUUGGCAUUGCUGUUCACAGCGCUUGCUCAGCGAGCUGUCUCGACACGCACUCCACUCCUCCAAUGGGACCCCGAUACGGUCUACGACUUCACUCCAGCAGAGUUUCAUGAAUGGAACCCUUCAGUUGGCCUUGAUUGCAAGCCCUGGCGUUUCCAAUCCUACUGCACCAUCACUCAAAGAAAACUGGACGCCUGGAAACCAAAGACAACUUCCUCACAGGUGACCACCACCACUACGAGCACAACUUCUUCUUCUUCUUCUUCUUCUUCCGCGCCUUCCCCCACCGCCUGGAACGCACUGGGCUGCUAUGCCCAGUAUCCAACCCACCCGCUCCUAGAGCAGAAUUUGAAUGCAGACGGAGAUGCAGCUCUGACUGUUGCAAAGUGCAAGGAUAGUUGCUACCGCCGCGUCUUUACCUACGCAGGUGUACAGGGGGGCAAUCAGUGUUGGUGCAGCAGCUUCGUAGGCGGAGAGUGGACGGAGAAUCAGAGUGACUGCAACGUUCCUUGUACGGGUAAUGAAGCGGAGAUGUGUGGAGGCAAGGGCGUUUUUGAUGUUUUUGAGGCGGUGCAGGAGGAUGUGCUUGCUGCUGCUACCACUGCUACUAGUACUACUACUGAGAGAAAGAGUGUAGAGACUGUUAGCACGAGUUUCAAGACUGCUACUACGAGCAAUAGUGCUGUAAGCAGUGGUGCCGUGAGCAACGGUGCCAUCAGGAACAUGCCUCUCUUCGGCAUGAGGUUUUAG
Messenger RNA from Bipolaris oryzae ATCC 44560, 759 nucleotides. RefSeq lists its product as uncharacterized. Bases 1 to 759 code for a protein of 252 amino acids. The transcript has 2 exons. NCBI's taxonomy places the organism in Eukaryota, Fungi, Ascomycota, Dothideomycetes, Pleosporales, Pleosporaceae. The record is from RefSeq and is a predicted model, not a curated record.